UCACAUAGACAAUCAUCAUGUCCAUUUCAACCUUUAGAAUUCAAGAGCAUACGUUGCCAUGUGCAUAUAUCAGAGAGUACCCGUUCGCGACUGCAGAUAGCCAGGAGGACACGCUCCAUCUUGCCAUCAAGCAGUACACCCCGCUUGACAACUUAUCGCCGCAAAAAGGAGAUGUCACGAUAAUUGCUGCACAUGCUAAUGGCUUCCCAAAGGAACUGUAUGAGCCCAUGUGGGAUGAGAUGCACCAAAGGCUGAAGGCCGAAGGUAUCAAGAUCCGUAGCAUCUGGAUUGCGGACGUAGCACAUCAAGGUCAAUCCAGUGUUCUCAAUGAGGACAAACUUGGCAACGAUCCAUCGUGGUUCGAUCAUCCUCGCGACUUGUUCUUGAUGAUCAAUCACUUCCGCGAGCAAAUGCCUCAGCCAUUAGUUGGCGUGGGACACAGCAUGGGAGGAGCACAUCUGAUCACAUUGUCACUAAUGCACCCUCGUCUGUUGAGCACGUUGGUCUUGAUUGACCCCGUGGUUCUAAAGGAGACUGCCCUCAGCAACUACAAUCUAGGUCGAUUGUCCGCGAGAAGGAGAGACGUAUGGCCAAGUCGAACAGCGGCCCGCAAAGCAUUCGAGAAAUCGCCCAUGUUCAAAACCUGGGAUCGACGUGUACUGGAUCGCUGGAUGGAUCACGCUCUACGAGACCUGCCAACCAAACUGUACCCGAACAUCGCAAUAUCAUCAACACCACCAGCGAUAGGUGCAGAUGUGUCUGGCAGCACGAUGUCACCCAGCAAAACGAGCGAGAUCGAAGUCACGCUCAAGACGACAAAACAUCAGGAGGUCAUGACCUUCAUGCGAGGCAACUUCGUGACUCUAUCGAAUCCUGCUCCUGACACAAAUCCAAACCCUUUGACGCACCCAGAUGUCGAUGUCACUUUGCCACCUGUCUCGCCAUUCUAUCGGCCAGAGAGCUUCCACCUGUUCAAGCAGUUGCCAUACCUCCGACCUUCGGUGCUGUACGUUUUUGGUACAGAGUCAGAUCUGUCCACAUCCAAAUACCGAGCAGACAAAUUGGAAGUCACAGGAAUGGGUGCAGGAGGUAGCGGAGGUACAGUCAAGGGCCGUGUCCAGGAGUAUGUUAUGCAAGGUGGCGGACAUCUGAUGCCGAUGGAGCGAGCAGAGGAAACGGCAGAUCAGUGCAGUGGAUGGCUCUUGCAGGAGUUGAGACGUUGGAAAGACGAGUAUACUCAGUUGGAGGCUCUUCGAUCAACUACACCCAGAGAGAAGAGGUCGCAGAUGUCUGAUGGCUUCGUCCAGGCCUUGACCCAGAAGGAGAUACUCAAAGCGAAGUCGAAGUUGUAGCUGUAAACAGUCAAGCAGAAUUCGAGUUCCGAACAGGAUGACGAUGACC
Aureobasidium pullulans EXF-150 is the source of this 1401-nucleotide messenger RNA. Its product is annotated as toxin biosynthesis protein-like protein. The coding region runs from base 18 to 1352 and encodes 444 amino acids. The transcript is spliced from 3 exons. The record is from RefSeq and is a predicted model, not a curated record. NCBI's taxonomy places the organism in Eukaryota, Fungi, Ascomycota, Dothideomycetes, Dothideales, Saccotheciaceae.